AUGGAAUAUGGAAUUCUUGAGGCUCGAGAAACAAGGAUAAUGGCGCACUAUCGUUUCCUUUCCUUCUACCUGCUUUUAAUCCUUCUUCCUUCACUUGACUCACUCCCUCUCAUAUCCCCUCUAGCUCAACCGCUUUUGAAAGCAUCCUACAAGGAACUCGCUGAAAUAGAUCACGAAGAUCCUAAGACUCCUAUUCUUUUAGAAUCUUUCACAAAUUCGCAUGCGGGAUCACAGAAGGCACAUAGCCGCAAUGGUAAAUCUAUCUUUCAGAUUCCCAAAGGAAGAUUCAACAAUUUUUUCGCUACUCAGUCUCAAUCCCGAACUCUCAAAAAGAAAGCUUUGGCCAGUUGGGAAGUUUGUUAUUCAAUUUCUCAAAAGAUUGAGAAAUCCAACUUACCUGAGGCUGAAGUACAAGAAUUGGCUAAAGCCGUCCUGUCAUAUGGUCCUCAAUUUAUUCUUGAUCGACAUGAUUCUCAAAAAGUUACGGAAUCUUUGAUUUCUACAAUCAAUCUUUUCUCUCGUUCUCUUCAGAUGGAUUUUUUAAAUCCAGCGGAGAGGAUCUGGUCUUUUGAGGUGCUCUCAGUCCUGAGGUCUCGGAUCCCAAAGAAAAUAACCUUUACAAUUCCCGAUAUCUGGACAGUCGACGACUUGGGUAGGGAUCGAGUAGAUUUUUUACUGUUUUUCUUGCAAGACAAAGACCUAGGAAAAGCAACUCAGGAGAUGUGGUCAAAAUCUCCUCCCAAACUAGAGACAUCUGAACAAGUCAUUCAGGAGGCAAUUCAAAGGGAAUCGAUAGUUCGUCUUAUCAAUCAACAGAUAGGCAAAUCCUCCGGGGACCCAUCUACAGAGUUUAAAACACUUUAUCUUGCGUUCAUCAACUUGAAAACUCCAAUUGAUUCUACCAAAGCCUCUACAUUGAUGAGAUUGAUUGAAAGUCAUUUGGAAUACCCUAAAACGCAACAGGAGUAUCAAUUUGAUGAGGAGGCAAACACAGUUAGAAUGCUAUUUCACCUUCAAGAAUAUCAUUAUCAGAGCUAUUUCAAUUUCAUGGUAUUGACUGAUACUCGGCAAGAUCUUCGGAGAAAGAUUCUUCAGAAUGACAUCAGUUUUCAACUUGAAGAAAAACUACCUCAAAGUGUCAUCGGUAUUUUGAAAGAGUUAGAAAUCACAAAAUACCUCAACACACAUCAGAUCAGCAAGAUCUUAGAGAUCAUCAAACAGGAAGAAAUGUCGAUUGCUCAACUAGGAAGAUUCUUCAGAGUAAUCAAUUUAGUUGUCAAGAGCAACUUCUCGAUAUGGAGAGUUUUCAAUCACCAACUGGACGGAUACUCCUUGAUGAUUCCAAAACUCUCCAAGAUGCUAAAGAGUUAUCGUUCUGGUCGGAUGAACCCAGAGGGGGAUGCUUGGGAAAUUCUAGAGUCUCUUAUCUUUGUCAAAAACGAAGAUCUGCUAGCAAAGGAGUUUAGAGAUAAUCUUGCAAAAGGUUUGGUUAUCAGAGGCGUGCUUUCAGAGAGUGAUACCGUCGAGCAAUAUCUACCUGGAGAAUCCAAACAAGACAUGGUUGAUCGAAUGUUAUACGGAAUAUUCAAGAAAAGAUUAGAUACCGAAAAAUAUAAGCACCGCCCAAACACACGUAACAUUCUGGUAGAAUACAUCCUUCACCUCAUCUCUUUCAAAAACAGCGACAAAUUCCUAUACUCUAGUCUUCGCUCCCUCGCCAACUUAUCAUGGUUGGUUCCUCAGAAUCCUGCUUUACGUAUGCUUAGUCAAGAAGUAUCUGUUUUUGUUGAAAGGAGGUCUUGGGAUACUAAUGGCCGAAUGGAUGAGUUCAGGACGGCCCUUCAGAAACUCGAGGAGGCUGUAUAUAUGACAAUAUAUCAGACUGAGACGAGAUGGAACGAAGUUUUAACAGGGCAAGGCAAGGAGAGGGAAAGAGUCACAACUACAGGAUGA
Molecule: messenger RNA, 1953 nt
Organism: Melampsora larici-populina 98AG31
Lineage: Eukaryota; Fungi; Basidiomycota; Pucciniomycetes; Pucciniales; Melampsoraceae
Exons: 6
Coding region: 1-1953 (650 amino acids)
Source: RefSeq, a predicted model, not a curated record